Molecule: messenger RNA, 2756 nt
Organism: Megalops cyprinoides (Indo-Pacific tarpon)
Lineage: Eukaryota; Metazoa; Chordata; Actinopteri; Elopiformes; Megalopidae
Product: janus kinase and microtubule-interacting protein 1-like
Exons: 21
Coding region: 162-2678 (838 amino acids)
Molecular function (GO): GABA receptor binding; kinase binding; microtubule binding
Source: RefSeq, a predicted model, not a curated record
AGAGGAGCAGCUGGUGGCGACACUGACAGUGAUGAUGGUGACAAUGGCCAGAAGCUUUUUGAAGUCCCCUUUGACCGCAGUCGAAGUUUACGCAUGACCGACGCGCUGUUGUCUGAUUCUGGACUUUCGACGGACUGAGAGGAAUUCAAGCGGGGGCGAAGAUGUCGGUGACAUCCGGGUCUAAAAAGCCCCGGGCGAAAGCCGAAAAGCCGGAGGCUACGAUCGACACCUUGCAGGCGGCCAAUGAGGAGCUGCGGACCAAGCUGACAGACAUACAGAUCGAGCUCCAGCAGGAGAAGAGCAAGGUGAGUAAGCUGCGAGAGAAGCUGCAGGAGGUGAAGCAGAGCCGUGAGCUGGAGCAGCACAAGCACACGGUGCUGGUGACGGACCUGAAGGCCAAGCUGCACGAGGAGAAGAUGCGGGAGCUGCAGGUAGCACGGGAGACGCUGGUGCGUCAGCACGAGCAGGAGCUGGCCCGGGUCAUCAAGAUCCGCGACGGCGAGGUGCAGCGGCUGCAGUCGCUGGUCAACGUGCUGCGGGAUGGGGCGGCCGACAAGGUGAAGAACGCCCUGCUGGUGGAGGCGCGGGAGGACGCCCGCCGGGCCUUCGACUGCGAGCGCCUCCGCAUGCAGCAGGAGAUCCUGGAGCUGAAGGCCGCCCGCAAGCAGACAGAGGAGGCGCUGGCCAACGUCAUGCAGGCGGACAAGGCCAAGGCCGCUGACCUGAGGACAGCCUACCAGGCGCACCAGGACGAGGUCAGCCGCAUCAAGCGUGACUGCGAGAGGGACAUCCGCAGGCUGAUGGACGAGAUUAAAGGGAAGGACCGUGUGGUGCUGGCUCUGGAGAAGGAGCUGGGCCUGCAGGCAGGGUAUGCCCAGAAGCUGCUGCUACAGAAGGAGGCCCUGGAUGAGCAGCUGGUGCAGGUGAAAGAGGCUGAAAGGCAUCAUGGGAGCCCCAAGCGGGAGGUAGCACCUGCCCUUGGAGAGACCACUGACUACAUCCUCAGUCAGGACGCGCAGAUGGAUGAGCGGGACGUGCGACGCUUCCAGCUGAAGAUCGCCGAGCUGCACGCGGUGAUCCGGAAGCUGGAGGACCGGAACACGCUGCUGGCGGAUGAGCGGAACGAGCUGCUGAAGCGUGUCCGUGAGGCGGAGAGCCAGAUGAAGCCGCUGGUUGAGAAGAACAAGAGGAUGUCCAAGAAGAACGAGGACCUCCUGCAGACGCUGCAGCGCAUGGAGGAGAAGCUGAAGAACCUGACCAGGGAGCACGCAGAGAUGAAGGAAAAGAUGCACUCCAACGCUCAGGGCUCUCUGAAGAGGCCCAGCUCUCUGAACGACCUGAGCCAAACCCACGAGGAGCAGGAGAUCGAGUUUCUCAAGCUGCAGGUGUCUGAGCAGCGCUGCAUAAUCGACGAGCUCAUCCUGGAACGAGACAGACUGAUAAUCACCAAAAAGAACAAACGGAAGAGCCUCAAACUCCCAAAGAGGCAUGUUGUGGAGACAUAUUUUGGAUUUGACGAGGAGUCUGUGGAUUCGGAGACGUCGUCCCUAACGUCUUACACCACAGACCGCACGGACCGGACCCCUGCCACCCCAGAGGAAGACCUCGAAGACGGCAUUUCGCGGGAGGAGUCAGAGCUGCGGUUCCGGCAGCUGACCAGGGAGUACCAGGCUCUCCAGCGGGCAUAUGCCCUCCUUCAGGAACAGGUUGGGGGCACGCUGGACGCUGAGCGUGAGGCCAGGACACGGGAGCAGCUGCAGGCAGACCUGGCCCGUUGCCACGCGAAGAUCGAGGACCUGGAGAAGUCUCUGGCGGAGCGGGGGCAGGACUCCAAAUGGGUAGAAGAAAAGCAAUACCUCAUCAGAACUAACCAGGAUCUCUUAGAGAAGAUCAUGAAGCUGGAGCUGGACGAGAGCCGUCUGAAGACGGAGAUGCAGGACGCCCGGGACCAGAACGAACUGUUAGAGUUCCGUGUCCUGGAGCUGGAAGAAAGGGAGCGCCGAUCCCCGGCGUUCAACCUGCACAUCGCGGCCUUCUCCGAGAACAACGGCAGUGCGCUACAGCUGCACUGCCACCAGGAGGGCAUUAUGGAUGUGGUCAUUCCUGAGCUUAUGAAGAAGCUGGAUAUUCUGGGAGACAAUGGGAACUUGCGUAACGAAGAGCAAGUUGCCGUGAUACAAGCAGGGACGGUGCUGUCUCUCUGUGAAAAGUGGUUGAAACAGAUUGACAGCACUGAGGCUGCACUCACACAGAAGAUGAUUGACCUAGAGAAUGAGAAGGACUUGUUCAGUAAACAGAAGGGCUACCUGGAGGAGGAGCUGGACUACCGGAAGCAGGCCCUGGACCAGGCUUAUAUGAGAAUCCAGGAGUUGGAGGCCACACUGUAUAAUGCCCUGCAGCAAGACCCGGGGAGCAGAGUGGGGGAGUCUUUGACAGAGAGGCAGCAAGAGGAACUGAGGAUAGCGGUGGAGAAACUGAGGCGGCAGAUUCUCAGACAGAGCCGCGAGUUUGACAGUCAGAUCUUGCAAGAGCGCAUGGAACUCUUGCAGCAGGCGCAGCAGAGGAUAAGAGAGCUCGAGGAUAGGAUUGAAAUCCAGAAAAGGCAGAUCAAGGAAAUAGAAGAAAAGUUUUUGUUCCUGUUUUUAUUUUUCUCCCUAGCCUUUAUUCUUUGGCCUUAACUGCCCCAGCAUGGCCAGGCUGCAGGUGCUGAAGCGCUCCCGGGGGACAUGAGACGUGGACACCACAUGUCAUUCAGC